AUGGGCGUGACUAUCAGCGGAAGGGAUUCCGUUGCUUGGACAGCCUCCCGACUUUCAUUCUCUUUUCUAGUAAUUCUUUUCCUAUUUUUGAAUCGAGUCGCUGCUGUCGAUAAUGUUACAAAUCCGAUUUCACUCUUUAAGUCGAGGCCGGACCUGUAUCCUCCCAUCCUGACGUUAGAGUUAAGUGUCCAAGAACGGCUGAGCCCUGGAUACAUCUUCGUCACUCCCUACGAAGCAGAUAACCCCGGCCCGUAUAUCUACGACAACCAGGGUUAUGGAGCGGCUGGGGGAAACCAGCAGAAGGGCUAUUGCAGAGGACAUGGCAUCAUCAUGGAUAACCGGUACCGGAUCGUGCGAUCCGUGCAGGCAGGCGGCGGCAUGUCGUCGAGUGACAUGCACGAGUUCAAAGUGAUCAACAACGGAAAGACGGCGCUGAUGACGAUCUACCAGCAGCGUCAAUGGGACAUGAGCGCGUGGAACAUCCGAACUGGCGUAGGAUGGAUCAUGGAAAGCAUUUUCCAGGAAGUGGACGUCGAAACGAGCGAGGUGAUUUUCGAGUGGAGGUCACUGGACCAUGUUGACCCGACCUGGAGUUAUACCUAUCCAGCCGCGACGGACACGUCAGGGACGGGAUUGGAGCCGCACUCGCCCUGGGAUUAUUUCCAUAUCAACUCGAUCGACAAGAACGAGGAUGGGGAUUACCUGAUCUCCUCGCGUCACACGUCAUGCAUCUAUAAGAUCUCUGGAAAGGACGGCAAGGUGAUCUGGCGGUUGCACGGCGCCAAUCCGUCCUUCAAGAGCGUCAACUUCGACUUCUCGCAGCAACAUGAUGCGCGCUGGCUCGAGGAGAAUUCGACGCAUACCGUGUUGUCCCUCUACAACAACGGGUACAACGGCUUCAACCAGACGAACGAUUAUUCGUCCGGCAUGAUCAUUGCCAUUGACCAUGUGGAAAAGACGGCUACUCUGAUCCGGGAGUAUGGACCGCCAGGUAACCAGAUGAUUAGUUCCAGCCAGGGUAACACGCAGGUGCUGCCCAAUAAGAACGUGUUCCAGGGCUGGGGUAACAAUCCGUUUGUGUCGGAACACAGUGAGAAUGGCGAGCUCCUUCUCUGGGGCUAUAUCGCCAAGGAAUGGACGAUGAAUUAUCGUGCAUUGAAGUACCAGUGGGAUGCAGACCCCACCGAUGAACCGGCGCUGUGGGCUUACUCGAAAGCGACUCCCGGGAACAACCAGACCAGCUUUUAUACCUGGAAGUUCUACGGAUCGGACCUGCAGGAGGGACCGUUCCAGGUGCUGGCCAUGGUCGACAAGAACGGAUUUGAAACGUCCUAUGCUCAUCCCGACUAUCAUCGAUGGUGCUAUGUGGAGGCGCUCGACGCAGAGGGCAAGGUGUUGCGACGAUCUGGCACGAACUACUGCGCCGACACGGCGUGCGACAAUGCGGCCGCCUUUGGAUACCCUGGAGAGGAAGGGGCGGGGGCUAUCAUUCCGCCCCCGAUCAGUCCGCUGGAGGCUGAACCCGAGGGGUCUGUUUCGCCCUCGAGUCCGGAGGAGUCUGGGGAAACGGUGAGCGGAGGAGAUCCGGGGGAGGCAGAGGAGCAGGUUGAUUCAGAUUGGAGACAAGGAUCCAGCUCCAGCAGCGACGACAAGGAGGGCCAAGACAGCGGCGAGGUCUUGGCCUCUCUGGCGGACUCUUGGGUCUUGCUUUCUCUGGGCGUUGUCGUCGGGCUGGGAGUGGCCUUUGUGUUUCUCCGGCGGUUUCAUCGACGGCAUCGAUUGACGCGGCUGCGGGAUGGAUCGGAGGAGUCGCUGGAGGAGAUGGAGCGCAAGGCGCGCGAUGGCAGUGAUGGACGGCCGUGGUGGCACUGGCGACGAUGGGCUCUCCCCGCCGAGGGGCCGCAGCGAUACUAUGCAUUAUCCGAUACUUCCCGGACGACUGCCCACGAGAUGCGAAUCAGUCACGACUUUGAAUCCCAGCGGCGUCGACGAGCUUCCAGCGCUUCUUUGUACGGCCUCAACGAGGACGCUCCCGCUUUGCCGAUGAAGAAAUCUAUGGAAUGGCGCCAGCACGCCCGCACCACGUCCCAGUCCCAGGCCCAGAUGGAAGCGCUGCAGGAGCAGGAAUCGCCCACCACGCAGAUGAUGCCCAACAACAACAUCAACAGCAAUAAUAAUAACAGACCCGCGCCCGUGACAUGGAUGUCCCUCCCCCGCAAGGGUCAGCUCGCCUUGCUCGGCCUCUGUCGCGUCUUUGACUUCCUGCAGGUCGCAUCGCUGCAGGCGUACAUGUUCUAUCAGCUCAAGUCCUUCGAUGAGAACUUGACCGACUCCGACGUCGCGACCCAGGCCGGCAUCCUCCAGGGCGCCUUCACCGCCGCCCAGUUCGCGACCGCCAUCCCCUGGGGCAGAGUCGCCGACGCCAAAUGGGGCGGACGCAAGUUCGUCCUGCUCGUCGGUCUGCUCGGGACCGCCGUGUCAUGUCUGGGAGUGGCAUUUGCGACGUCGUUCGCGCAGGCCGUGUUCUGGCGUUCGUUUGGCGGUGCCAUCAACGGCACCGUGGGCAUCAUCCGGACCAUGAUCGCCGAGAACGUCAAGGAGAAGAAGUAUCACUCGCGCGCCUUCUUGAUCCUCCCGAUCGGCUUCAACAUCGCCUCGCUCUUUGGUCCCGUCAUGGGAGGUCUGCUGGCGGAUCCCGUGAGGAGUUAUCCCGCGCUGUUGGGAGAGAACUCGCCGAUCGGCGGCGCCCACGGAGUCCAGUGGCUCAUCAGGUAUCCGUAUGCGCUGCCGAUGUUGAUGAACUUUUGCUUCUUGACCUUUUGUGCGAUUCUGACGGCCAUUGGCCUGGAAGAAACCCUCGAUGCGUGUAAGGGAAAGCCCGGUUUGGGUGCCUUUGCGGUCAAGCUCUUCUUCCGCGGAGUCAGGGCGGUCGUUCCGCGCUCGUCUCGCUGGUACUCCAAGCUUCCGUUCCAGGAGCACGAGGAGGAAGGUCUGCUGGCGCGAGAGCCCGUCGACCGCACCGAGAGCUACGAGAUGGAAGAAAAGGGCAAGCCCGCGCGGCCGGCUCGCGUGCUGGCUUUCCGGAGGAUCUGGACCAAGAAUGUGCUGUGCACGCUGUUGGCACAGGCGUUCUUUGAUUUCCAGAUGGGAGCGUUCAACAACCUGUGGCUCCUCUUCCUCUCGACGCCGCGCUACGACCCGGCCGAUCCCACGGCGGCGCCGCAGAAGCUGCCCUUCAUCUUCACGGGUGGUCUGGGCAUGCCGCCGCAAAGUGUCGGUUUCGCGACCUCCAUCGUGGGCAUCAUCGGCAUGGCGCUGCAGUUCACCAUUUACCCUACGAUCAACGGCCGUCUCGGCACCGUCAAGAGCUACCAAUAUUUCCUCGCGCUCUUCCCCGUCGCCUACGCCUUUGCCCCGUACCUCUCGCUCGCCCCGUCGAGUAGCCCGCCCCCGAACCAAGCGACCGGCAUCUGGGUCUGGCUCACCAUCAUUGUCGUGCUGUUUAUGCAAGUCACCGCGCGGACCUUCACGUUGCCGACCUCCAUCAUCCUCCUCAACAACUGCUCUCCGCAUCCGUCCGUGCUGGGGACGAUCCACGGGAUCGGACAGUCCGUGUCGUCGGCCUUCCGCACCGUCGGCCCGAUCUUUUCGGGGUCAUGGUACGGGUAUGGGCUGGAUGUCGGCGUCGUCGGAUUCGCCUGGUGGAUGAUUGCCUUGGUAUCUGUUUUUGGCUGCAUUGCCGCCAUCUUUGUCUAUGAGGGCUCUGGCCAUGAAAUCCUCCUUCCUGGCGAAGAGGACGAGUAA
Molecule: messenger RNA, 3804 nt
Organism: Paecilomyces variotii
Lineage: Eukaryota; Fungi; Ascomycota; Eurotiomycetes; Eurotiales; Thermoascaceae
Product: ASST-domain-containing protein
Exons: 8
Coding region: 1-3804 (1267 amino acids)
Biological process (GO): transmembrane transport
Molecular function (GO): transmembrane transporter activity
Source: RefSeq, a predicted model, not a curated record